Messenger RNA from Lolium rigidum, 4160 nucleotides. Its product is annotated as putative disease resistance protein RGA4. Gene Ontology annotation, biological process: defense response to other organism. Lineage: Eukaryota; Viridiplantae; Streptophyta; Magnoliopsida; Poales; Poaceae. The transcript has 3 exons. The record is from RefSeq and is a predicted model, not a curated record. The coding region runs from base 96 to 4160 and encodes 1354 amino acids. Gene Ontology annotation, molecular function: ADP binding.
UGUGUAACUGCAACUUGCAUCAGUCUCAGCAUAAGUGCACUUGUGUUCCCUGUGUUCCGCCACGUGUGUUGGUGGAGUUUCUUCCGAGUGUUCCAAUGGCAGAACUUGUGGUCUCCAUGGCCAUCGGGCCACUGAUGUCCAUGCUCAAGGACAAGGCGUCUAGCUACCUCCUUGACCAGUACAAGGUGAUGGAGGGAAUGGAAGAGCAGCACAAGAUUCUCAAGCGCAAGCUUCCAGCCAUCCUUGACGUCAUCACCGAUGCUGAGGAGCAGGCGACGGCACAUAGAGAAGGGGCGAAAGCAUGGCUCCAAGAGCUCAAGACGGUGGCCUAUGAAGCAAAUGAAGUCUUUGAUGAAUUCAACUACGAAGCACUACGUCGUGAAGCCAAGAAGAAGGGUCACUACGCCGAGCUUGGCAUCGAUGUAAUUAAACUCUUCCCUACUCACAACCGUGUUGUGUUUCGUCACAGAAUGGCUAGCAAGCUUAGCCGGGUUCUGCAAGCCAUUGAGGUCCUCAUAGCAGAGAUGCAUGCCUUUAGGUUCAAGUACCGACCACAGCCAUCCCUGUCCAAGCAGUGGAGGCAGACAAAUUGUGCUAUCGUCGACCCACAUGAAAUUGCCAGAAGAUCUCGAGACAAAGAUAAGAGGAUUAUUGUUGAUACACUACUUCGUCAAGCUAACAAUGCAGAUCUGACAGUUGUUCCCAUCGUUGGAAUGGGGGGCCUUGGAAAGACCACAUUAGCGCAGCUCAUAUACAAUGAACAUGAAAUUCAGAAGCAUUUCCAAUUGCUGAUUUGGGUCUGCGUUUCUGAUACCUUUGAUGUGAACUCCUUGGCUAAGUGUAUAGUUGAAGCAUCUCCCAAGAAGAAUGAUGAUACUGAAAAUUCACCACUUGAUAGACUUCAGAAAUUGUUAAGCGGACAAAGGUAUCUCCUUGUAUUGGAUGAUGUCUGGAACAGAGAGACCCAUAAGUGGGACAUGCUGAAGAUGUGUCUUCAGCAUGGUGGCACGGGUAGUGCAGUAUUGACAACAACUCGUGACAAACAAGUUGCUGAAAUCAUGGGUUCAAAUACAACCCAUACUCUCAAUGCUUUGGAUGAUAGUUUCAUAAAGGAAAUUAUUGUGGCUAGAGCAUUCACUCCUGAGAAAGAAAAGCCUACCGAGCUAGUCGAGUUAGUUGGUGAGAUUGUGAAGAGAUGUUCUGGCUCUCCUUUAGCUGCAACUGCACUGGGCUCUGUACUUCGUGCCAAGACCAGCGUGGAAGAAUGGAAGGCUGUAUCAUGUAGCAUCAGUAUUUGCACCAAGGAAACUGGAAUCUUGCCAAUCCUCAAGCUUAGCUACAAUGACUUGCCAUCAUACAUGAAGCAGUGCUUUGCUUUCUGUGCUGUAUUUCCCAAGGAUUACAAUAUUGAUGUGGAAAAACUUAUCCAACUAUGGAUAGCAAAUGGAUUUAUCCCAGAACACAAUGAAACAAAUGGACGACAUAUUUUCAAUGAGUUGGCAUCAAGGUCAUUCUUUAUUGACAUAGAAAAAAUUAAUGAUGAUGUGGUGGAUUAUUCUAGGACAACAUGUAAAAUCCAUGAUCUUAUGCAUGAUAUUGCAAUGUCUGUUAUGGAGAAAGAAUGUGUUGUUGCAGCUGAGAAACCAAAUCAAACCGAGUGGUUUUCAGAUACUGUUCGGCAUUUGUUUUUGUCAUGUAGAGAAGCAGAAGUUAUUUUGAAUAGUUCUAUGGAGAAAAGAUCUCCUGCUAUUCAAACACUGAUAUGCCAUUGUAUUGUGUCGAGCCCAUUGCAGCAUCUGUCAAAGUACAGCUCUUUGCAUGCAUUAAAGCUCUAUACAUCUGGGAAAUCAUCUGUACUGAAACCAAAGUAUCUGCAUAAGCUGAGGUACCUUGAUCUCUCAAGCAGUUAUAUGAAAGCACUUCCUGAAGAUAUAAGUAUUCUAUAUAACCUACAUGUGUUGGACGUUUCCAAGUGCAGAGAACUUGCUUGUCUUCCGAGGCAGAUGAAGUAUAUGACUUCCCUCCGUCACCUCUACACCCAUGGAUGUCUGGGGUUGAAGAGCAUGCCUCCAGAACUUGGAAAUCUCACUAAGCUGCAGACUCUUACAUAUUUUAUAGCAGCGGUUACUGGACCUGAUUGCAGUGAUGUUGCAGAGCUGGAGCAUUUAAACCUUGGUGGUCAGCUGGAGUUAUGUCAGGUAGAAAAUGUUAGAGAAGCAGGGGCAAAAGUGGCAAACCUGGGAAAAAAGAAGAAUCUCAAAGAACUGAGAUUAAGAUGGACUUCUGUUUCUGACAGCAAGGUGCUCAACAAUUUCGAACCUCAUGAUGGGCUGCAGGUUCUGAAGAUAUAUUCCUACGGUGGAAAGUGUAUGGGUAUGUUGCAAAACAUGGUUAAGAUCCAUCUUUUUCAGUGUGAAAGAUUGCAAGUUUUGUUCAGCUGUGGUACAUCCUUCACUUUUCCAAAACUGAACGAGCUUAGGCUAGAAGAACUGUUGGAUCUUAAGAGAUGGUGGGAAAUAAAUGAGAGGCAAGAAGGACAUAUAGUAUUUCCUGUGCUUCAGAAGUUGUUUAUUAGGCAUUGUGGAAAGUUGAUCGCAUUACCUGAAGCACCAUUGGUUCAAGAAUCAUGUAGUGGAGGUCAUAGAUUAGUAUGGUCACCACUUCCUCUUCUCGAGAAGUUGUUUCUUAGGCAUUGUAGAAAGCUAAUAGCAUUUCCCGAAGCACCAUUGCUACAUGAAUCAUGUGGAGGUUUUCGCUCAGCGUUUCCAGCCCUACAGGUACUCGAAUUGGAACACUUGGAGAGUUUUCAGAGAUGGGAUGUUGCAGCCAGAGGGGAACAAAUAUUGUUUCCUCAGCUUGAGAAACUAUCAAUUAAGAAUUGCCCAAAGCUGAUGGAUUUACCUCAAGCACCAAAACUUAGUUUAUUACAAAUUGAAGAUGGCAAGCAAGAGAUCUUCCAUUUGGUAGACAGAUAUGUAUCUUCACUGACCGAGCUGAUUUUAAAUCUAGAAAACAGAGAUACAACGUCAGAGGCUGAGUGCACUGUAAUUGCACCGGUGGACAUCAACAAGAAAUGGUUCCAGAAAUCUCCUCUUAUAUUUAUGGAGUUAGGAUGCUGCAACUCAUUCUUUGGAUCAUUUGCACCAGAGCCGUGGAACUAUUUUAUACAUCUUGAAGAUUUGUGUAUUGAUAGAUGUGAUGUGCUUGUCCAUUGGCCUGAGAAAGUGUUCCAAAGCUUGAUAUCCUUGAAGAGCUUACAGAUUGUAAGAUGCAAAAAUCUGACUGGAUAUGCACAAGCUCCUCUUGAGCCAUCAGCAUCUGAAAGGAGUCAACACCUGCCAGGUCUUGAGGUUCUUGCCGUGUGUUGUUGUGACAGUUUGGUAGAGAUGUUGAAUGUCCCGGCAUCUCUCAAGGAAUUGACUAUUUAUGAGUGCGAUAAGGUUGAGUCCAUAUUUAGCAAGCAGCAGCAGGGCAUGUCAGAGUUUGUUCAAGGGUCUUCUUGCAUUGAGGCAAUCACACGUACAGCUGUAUCAGAGUUGUCAUCAUCACCCAUGAAUCACUUUUGUCCAUGCCUUGAAUCUCUGCAUUUACGUGGCUGUGAAAAUUUACCAACGGUUCUGAAUCUUCCACCAUCCUUAAAGACCAUAACUAUUUGGGAGUGCAGAAGUAUUCAAGUCCUGUCAUGUCAGCUGGAUGGUCCUCCAAGAUCACAAGUCAGUGCUUCCAUAAAUGCACUAGAGCCAUCAGCAGAAACUAGAGAGCAUUCACUCCCUCCUUAUCUCACAACUCUACAAAUAUCGUCCUGUGACAUGUUGGGCGGGAUUCUCUGCCUGCCCAAGUCCCUCACGGACCUGAGCAUUACAAACAGUGGGUUCACAUCGUUGGAGCCUCUGGGGGGAGAGCCCCCAUCGUUCAAAUACCUUCUGCUUCAUGCCUGCAGUACCCUGGCAUCCCUACCAAAUGAGCCGCAUGCAUACAUGUCUCUGCAAAGGCUUUCCAUUACAUACUGUCGUGCCAUAAAGAAGCUCCCUAGAUGCCUGCGGCAGCAACUAGGCAGCAUUAAAGUGUUCAAACGUCUGGAUGCUCAAUAUGAAGUAAUGGCAUUUAAUCCAAAGACAUGGAAGGAAAUACCAAGAAUGGUCCGUGAGCGGAGGAGGUAG